CCAGCUCUCGCAUUGUGACAUUGGAUGCUAUCAGAGGCGGCAGGUUCUAUCCCCUAGUAAACACAGCAGCGAUUCCUGCCUUCUAGGAAACCACGGCUGUAUGCGACAGUUAAGCUAUGGACUUUAUAAAAUGUGUUUGGCAGAGCAAAUGAUACACAUGUGGAAACCCAACAUACAGAUUCACCUCAUAUAAGACAAAAAACACAGGACGCAAAUUAUUUGAGACAUUGCCAUCGAUUACGUCACAGAAAAUUGUCACCAUGGAAACGGCGCUCACUAACUCCACUAACGCGUCAUACGAGUAUGACCUACUCGAGUAUUGUGAUGAAGACAACACAUCAUCUGUCGGCAACAACACGAUGGGUAUUGCCAACGCCAUUUCCAGCAUGACUGUCAUACUUGUGACGUCAUACUCUUUGAUAUGUUUCAUAGGUCUGAUAGGAAAUGGAUUGGUGAUAUAUGUUGUUCUUCGAUUCGCUAAAAUGAAAACUGUCACAAACUUAUACAUUUUAAAUUUAGCUAUAUCUGACGCUUUUUUCCUCAUGAGUUUGCCGUUUUUAAUAACGACCUCCAUUCUUCAUUACUGGCCUUUCGGGGCUGCCAUGUGUAAAAUUUUCUUCGUCUUAGUAUCAAUCAACCUCUUUACUGGAAUAUUCACACUGACCGCUCUGAGCGGUGACAGAUAUUUGGCUGUCUGUCAUCCCGUACGGUCAAGCCAAUACAGGACCACGAACAUCGCGUUCUUUGUGUGUCUAUGUCUGUGGUCAAUAUCCUUCAUAGUGAUGUUACCCAUAAUUCUCUACUCCACCACAGUCAAGCAAAUGGGCGAAGAUUCCCACGAAACCUGCACCAUCGUCUGGCCAAAAGGACAAUUGAUACCAGCUAGUAAGGCGUUUACCUGGUACACGUUCCUGCUUGGUUUUGCCAUACCUGUAUCGAUGAUAUCCGUUCUUUAUCUAUCAGUCAUCCUUCGCCUACGAACGGUGGGACCAGUUAUCAAAUCCAAGGAAAAGAAAAGAACACAUAGGAAAGUGACCCGGAUGGUCCUUACAGUUAUCUUUGUGUAUAUAAUUUGUUGGCUUCCCUACUGGGGAUUCCAAGUUAACCUCACAUUCAUGAAGUCUGGAUUCAGCCUACCGGAGUGGCGAGUGUACCUGUUUAGUUUUUUCACUGUUCUCACCAACGCGAAUAGCAUGCUGAAUCCUGUGCUAUAUGCUUUCCUUAGCGACAAUUUCCGUCGUAGUUUUGCGAAGGCAUUCAAAUGCCUUGGACGAGCCGACAUGGAUCGCAGCAUAUACACAAGGGAAAGUAGCUUUCCCGCCAAAAGUAAACAAUGGCGCAACGAUUCGUGCAAAGCGCAAAAGGGAGAUAAGUACGAAAUGGCUACGAUGCUAACUAGUGCUGAGAACACACAGCAAAAUCCUAAAUCGGGAAGCAAGGGAUCGAUCAAUGAUGAGAGUAACUUAUAUGUAGACAAAGAGAGUCAAACACAAUGACUCGCAACAGCGAUCACGUGGUGAUUUCCUUAUAUCAAAAAUGACAAAUCUACGGGAGGAUAAUUGCCACGUGUUGUGUCAAUGAAGUAUGAAGAAACGAGACAAUUCCUCUGGUCUGUGUUUUUCCGAGAUGGACGCUUUAGAAAGCGCGACAUUAUUUCAUCAAGUACUGUACUUUACUUAAAUAUGUGAAAAUGUCAAUUGUUUACCGAUUGAAUCAUACUGGUUAACCAUACUGCCUUUCAGACAAUUUAGGAACAAACAUGUGGGGAAAAGUCAGGAUCGUAUGGGUGUUUAACAUCAACACAGUAGACAAACGUGGAAUGACGUAGAUGUAGUUCCGGUUACCUGAAACACAGUAUAACAUGUAUUAUGUUACUAGACGUAGUACAUGAACCGUAAUGGGCCGAAUUUACAUGAGAAAUUGUGUGAGACUUCUAUACCUAAAUUUCUAUUGUACCGACUUAUAUUGUGACAAUGUAAUAUAUCUUUGGAAAUUAUUUGAACAUAGCUCGCCUGUUGUUCAUAGUGUGCAUAUGUGUGUGAUACUAAGUAGUGUUGUCGUAUCUCAGACCAUGACACAGCGAUUGUCUGAACUUAACUGGUUGAUUGAUUUAUAUAUAUAUAUAUUGAUAUAAAUAUGAAUUUGAUCAGCCUUUCUUUGUUGUACCCUUGUUAAUACUUAGAGCUCUAGUAAAGUAUCUACUAUAUAGUAUCCAACGAAAAUAUCAAAGGCAAAAUCGAACUUGAUACUUAUUCCGAUAGUAUAGGCUCAGACAAAUUCGACAAAUUGAGUUUAAAUAAUACAUAAUCGAAUUAUCUUACACACAAAAAUUUCGACAAACUGAAGAUAAAGAAUUUGACAAAUAGAAGAUAAAUAUUGCAUAAUCGCGAACAAAAAAAAAGGUUCGACAAAUUGAAGUUAAGGAAUUCGACAAAUUGAACAUAUAUAUUGUAUAAUCGAACUAUCGCGAACCAAGAAAUUCGAUAAACCAAAAAUAAAUGUUUCAUAACCGAGGUAUCGCACACAAAGAAGUUUGACCAAUCGAAGAUAAAAAUAAUUCGACAAAUCGAAGUUAAAUAUUACAUAACCGUGUUAGCGCACAAAAAGGAUUUCGACCAAUCGCAGUUAAUAAAGAUCGACAAAUUGAAGAUAAAUAUUAAAUAACCGUGUUAUCGCCCACAAAGAAGUUCGACAAAUCGAAGUUAGGUAUAUUCGACAAAUCGAAGAUAGAUAUUACAUAACCAUGUCAUAUUGUAUUGAAAACAAAAAAGGAGAUUUUACAGUACCAGUUUGUUUCAAAUCUCGUGAAAGAAUCUUUUGACAUUAAAGUACCAAUUUGUGAGACGACACCAAAUCGUCUUUAUAAUUUGUACACAGAAAAGAAUAAUUUUGAGUGAAAUGUCCUUUGUCUAAUGAUUAAUAUAUUUCUAUUGUUUUAAAACUCUAUUGUUAUAUAUCUCUAACAAAGGAUAUAUGAUUCAUUAUCUUUGUUUUAAUGGUUUAUCAUUGUUGUCGGCUGUGUUAUCUAUUGAUAACGAUGCUUAUAAUUGGUUAUUUUUAUUCUUUCCUCUGGCCAUUUUCAGCUUCUAACUGUUCCUGACAAAAACUGUGUAUGGAAUGUUUAAGGAAUGAAGCAAAUAUAAAUAUCAUGUGUCGUUACAUGGAAUCUUGAAAUUUUAUUCUUUUUGAAUGAACUAUUCAUUCAACGUUAUCAAAAUAAGUAUUUGUGUAAAUGUUGAUAUAUAUUUUAAACUCAAUUAUGAGUUGUUAAUAUUUUAUUAACGAGUAUAUUUUCUGAAUGUCAUUAGAAUGUGCUAGAAUGGUUAACUGUUUAUGUUGUUUGUGUAAUAAAUGAUUGUUAUAUAACAUG
Molecule: messenger RNA, 3370 nt
Organism: Pecten maximus
Lineage: Eukaryota; Metazoa; Mollusca; Bivalvia; Pectinida; Pectinidae
Product: somatostatin receptor type 2-like
Exons: 2
Coding region: 261-1496 (411 amino acids)
Biological process (GO): G protein-coupled receptor signaling pathway
Cellular component (GO): membrane; neuron projection
Molecular function (GO): peptide binding; somatostatin receptor activity
Source: RefSeq, a predicted model, not a curated record